CAGUUUGAAGCAAGAGAGAAAGCCGGAGGGAAAAGCGCGAGCGGAGGAGCCCCGUAGACGCGGGCAAUGGGAUGGGAAUAUGGGAGCGGCCAAACCACGCAGCGGUUGAGCCGGUAGCCAAAGCAGCGCUCCUUCCCAGCAGGCCGAGGGGUUCUGACAAGGUGUGCUAUCUGAAGCCAUAUAUUUUCUUCAUCGUGGAGAAAAUAUGGUCCACCUUGCUGCCCCUUAAUGUGUGAGCCAUUUGGAGCUCACAGAUAGAUGCCCUCCUCUCCAGCCUUCCAGGUGGCCCCGUACUAGGCUUGGAGUAUUUGAAGUCCAGCAAGAGGUUUGAGGUCUACCUGUGAGGCUGUGGGAGAAAACGUACUCUGUAACUGAAAGGAAUAUCACCACCCGCUCUGAUUUCUGCGCGUAGGAGCUUCUGCCUGUUGCAAACAUGCCUAUUUUGAAGCAGCUGGUGACAAAUUCUGCGAACUCCAAACGCCGUUCUCGGGCCGAUCUGACAGCCGAGAUGAUCAGUGCCCCACUCGGCGAUUUCCGUCAUACCAUGCACGUGGGCCGAGCCGGUGACGCUUUUGGCGACACGUCUUUCCUCAACAGCAAGUCUGGCGAGGCUGAACAGGAGGUCACUGAGGAGGUGAGUUCCUCAUCCAAACCAGGCCUGCUAUCACGGAAGUUCCGCAGCAGCAAACGGUCUCAGUCUGUGACUCGUGGUGACCGGCGGGACAUGCUGGGCUCUCUGAGGGACUCGGCCAUUUUUGUGAAGAACGCGGUCUCCCUGCCUCAGCUUACUGAGAAGGAAGUGGACAGGAGUGGUGGGAAAAAGCUGCCCAAGAGCCUCUCCUCCAGCCCUGUCAAGAAAGCACCUGAGGAGAAGACCCUUGAAGAGAAGCACAUGAACGGUGCUGCUGCAGCCCUCGGCUCCGGGCCCCACAGCCCCAGCUUGGAAGAGAGGAACUUUGGUGACAUAACUGACUUGCCCUUGGUCAUCCCCAAGAGCAGUUACGGCAUGAAGCAUGCUGAGUCCAUCAUGUCUUUCCAUAUUGAUCUGGGGCCCUCCAUGUUGGGGGAUGUCUUGAGCAUCAUGGAUAAGGACCCAUGGGAGCAAGAGGAUUCUGGUUAUCAUGGUGCAGAGGACCCACGAAGGGGAGCUGGCCCUGUGGAGGCCUCACCAGCCCACUGGCCAGGCCAAGAAAGCAAACUUCCCCAGGAUUCCUUGGUUCAGUAUGACGACAACCGAGCAGCAACUUACAGUCCUGGCUCUGCCCGCAGUAUUACGAGCCGACUGACUAUGGACAGCAGUUCCAUCUCCAGCUGUGCAUCUAUGGGGGAAGAACAACGUAGCUUAGCCCCCAAAGGGCAGGGCCUUGGCAUGCCAGAGGACGCGAGGCAUGAACCUGCAAAACAGCCGGACAAGGAAUUCUCCUUCAUGGAUGAGGAAGACGAUGAGAUAAGAGUAUAAGCAAGGUGACUGAAGCGGUACGCUUCCUUUAUCUCAAGAAGGAAUCGCUGGCAACUGAUUCUGGGAUAAAUGGUGUCGCAGAAAAAGUUGUGUUAUGGUUUUGCCAACUUUCUCAGUCUUUGGUUUUCACCACCAUCAUCCCCUUAAACAGGCUGCUAGAGAAGUAGGAUCUCCCCCACCCCUGUUGGAGAGCAGUUGAGGGGGAUAAAGCUGGAAAAUCACAUUUAAGUGGCUUCUUAAUAAUUAAAAUACUUUAGGCAACUCCGGGAUCAUAUAGGAAUAAAGGACAUUGCUUAAGGACUGUUGUUCCCAGGAGAAUUCCAGAGUAAUGGAACUUUGGGGGUGUUUUUUUUUUUCAACAAGAGAUUUUGGUUAAUUUAUCUACUACUCGUUUAAAGCAAUAUAGAGCUGAAUACUAGAACAAAGCUCAAAAGCACUAGUUUCCCUAGUAAUAUAUAUUUUCAUUUUUACUAGUACUCAUAAGAUUUUUUUUUCUCCUAUUGAGAAGAGUACCAUUCUGGACCAGGCACAACAUUGAAGGAUAUUGUAUAUUUGUAGAGAGAAAAAACCUACAACCCUUUGAAAUAACCCAGUUCUCCAAAUCUACUUGUUCGGAUUCUAACAGUUAUCUCCCCGUGGGCAGGCCUCUGGGAAGAUCUACGAACUUUGGAGUCUGGGCUAGAACUUUCCUACUUUCUUCCUUUUCUUUUUUAAUUAGAGCUGACAGAACUCUUUGAAGAAUGCAUAUUGGGACAGGGGUGGGGUGGGGGGUGGAAAAUAGAAAACACCACUAUUACCUUUUGCAUUUUACAUCGGGACCCACUUUUGGUUUAUUGAGGGGUCACAGUAUGAUAAAGGUGCUAGUUCUUCUUGAUACAGUCUACUUAACCCUUCCCCUACACCUCAAAUGUGUCGCCCUUGUUGGUGGUAAUGUGGAUAUAUCUCUUUCAUAGUAGAAUAUUCUUGGAGACACUUUGCUUAUGUAAGGUUGCUUAGAAUUAACCCAGAGAGGUGAAUUGCAAGAGUAGAAGUCAGCCUAGAUGCUCCAUCAUUCAAGAGAAGUCAACAUCUUUCUCGGCCUACUCUGUCUCCAGGCUCUUCCUCCUGGUGUUAAGCGGACAGGUUGCCCUGAGAGAUGUUUGUGUUGCUAGGGCAACCAAUUGGGGGCUGUUGGGAGGAAUGUGGCUUCUUUGCAUGUCUACAGAUGUAAACUGAAAGUCCCAGAAGUAGACUAACCUGAUAUAGCUUCAUCCUUUCUUAGUUCAGACUCUAGAAUAUCAGCAAAGCUGACUAAAGCACAAAGAGCUUGGCACUCCCCAUUCCAGGAACAAUGGAGUGGAAGGCAUUGCUCAGUUCCUCCGCUUUGAAAUUGCUUUCAGGGCCUUCCCGUCCAGUAUAGUUGGGAGGUGCACCUGAUGUUCCUGUAGCCCUUUUUUUCCCCCUUUCUUUCUUUCUCUCUUUUCUUUGGCCUUGCUUCACAUUUUGCUGGGCGUUAAACACUAACUUUUGCCUUAUUUUUUUAAAAAAAUAUUUUAACUUUUUGUUCAGACUGUAUAUUAGAUCUUCCCACCCUUUUGGGAGUAGUCUGUCUCCCUCCCUUGGAUUGUGACUUUGUUGCGUGUGUACAGGUGUUUGUUCAGUGCAUCUGAUGGAGGACCUUUUAAAAAUGGAAGUAUGUUUUAAAAUGCGAAGAAAUUAAACUAUAGUGAAAAAAAUUCACCUUGAAUCUU
Messenger RNA from Elgaria multicarinata webbii, 3189 nucleotides. RefSeq names its product CDC42 effector protein 4 (gene CDC42EP4). Gene Ontology annotation, molecular function: small GTPase binding. Gene Ontology annotation, biological process: positive regulation of pseudopodium assembly; regulation of cell shape; positive regulation of actin filament polymerization. Gene Ontology annotation, cellular component: cytoplasm; membrane. The transcript has 3 exons. Bases 434 to 1459 code for a protein of 341 amino acids. NCBI's taxonomy places the organism in Eukaryota, Metazoa, Chordata, Lepidosauria, Squamata, Anguidae. The record is from RefSeq and is a predicted model, not a curated record.